Messenger RNA from Leptomonas pyrrhocoris, 2270 nucleotides. RefSeq lists its product as hypothetical. Lineage: Eukaryota; Euglenozoa; Kinetoplastea; Trypanosomatida; Trypanosomatidae. The coding region runs from base 399 to 2270 and encodes 623 amino acids. The record is from RefSeq and is a predicted model, not a curated record. Gene Ontology annotation, cellular component: microtubule organizing center; cytoplasmic microtubule; microtubule plus-end. Gene Ontology annotation, biological process: spindle assembly; protein localization to microtubule plus-end; regulation of microtubule polymerization or depolymerization. Gene Ontology annotation, molecular function: microtubule plus-end binding. The transcript has a single exon.
GAGAGAGGCUUUGCGACUAUAUGACUUUACCUUAGCCAGUUUGGUAGCAAGACAGUAAAUUCGCUUUUGUAGAGCUCUUCCGCGAAUCCAAAGCAUUCUAUACACACUUGCAUGCACCGUUGCGCAUCUUAAGCAUCUACCUCUCAGCGUCCAGUAGGUCUAAAAGCACACGUUUUCUCCUCUGUCGAAGCUGCUAGAACUUUGAGGCCAUAAUCAACACAACGCACCCACCCACACAGAUAGUGGAUUUUUUUAUCUUGCGAGCGUUUCAGAGAUCCAUUAACUCUGGUGAGACAUUCCUUUUUUUUCUUUCUCUUUUCUCGCCGCCGGACUCGGUGGAGUACGUCAUUUAUAUAAAUUGAAAUUCUUCUUUCAUACACGAGAGGGCUGCAUUCGCGAUGCUGCGUAACUUGCAAGUUGUCCCGGCGACCGAGCCGUGGUCGGAGAUGCUGGAGUGGGUGAAUCGGUCCAUGCCUAUCGAGGCACCAAAUCGUAUUAAAACACCGAUGAUGCUCAAGGUAGAGGACUGCGGCCACGGCGUGCCGUACGCGCUGAUGCUGCCCACGAUGCUGCCCAUCGUUCACACACCCCUGCUCACGUCCAAGGUGAAGGUGCCAGCCAAGACGGACUACGAGGCCGCGGCAAACCUCAAGAUUAUCCAGGAUGCGUUGCGCCGCAACGGCAUCGUCAUUCCCGAUGUCCUCGCUAACAGCCAGCAGAAACUCAUCGGCCGCAACUUCCAAGCAAACCUGCAGCUUCUACAGUGGUUCCGUGGUCUCUACGUGGCCCUGCAGCAGUGCGGAAUUGAGGCAGGCGAGGGUCGCAUUGUCCUGGCGGCGCCCAGCAACGAGGACAGCAUAUUGAGCCUUGGCAGCCCGCCGGCCUCCGUGCUGCAAGCCGAGGAUCGUCGGCGGUCCAGCAGCGUGAAUGGGACCAAGUCGGAGAGCCAAGUUUUGCGGGAGGCGCGGGAGGCGGAUGCGAAGGGGGACGCCGCUGCAGCUGCGGCGGUGGCGAUUGUCAGCGAACACCGCACCCAUUCGCAGAACCGCAGCCGGUCGCGUAACUCGGUGUUUGAAGCCACCAUCCUAAACUCAGCGAACUCUUCGUCGUUACCCGUGCAUCGUCAGCAGGUGCCGACGAAGUUGUCGCAGCAGCAGCAGCAACAGCAGCAACCACAGCAGGAGCACAACUCGAUCGGCGGCUCACGUCGCGAGGAGCGGGGGUCGCUGGAGGAUUCGUUGGUCAAGUCCAUGAUCAGCCCCCUUCCUGCGCCUCCUUUGGCGACGGCGCCACCGUUGGAAAUUGCACCACGGGCGUCCCCUGCAGCACCUCAACCUCAGCCUCCAGUAGCGACAAAGAAGGAACAGACGCCGGCUGCCCGAGCAAAAACACCUUCCCAAACGCGCAAGGCUUCGGGUACCCUAACGCGUCCUUCGCUGUGGACGGGUGCACAGGCCACUUCCACCGCCGAGCCGCCCACCGUUUCAACGGAGACUGCGAAGCCGAACGCUGCUGUGCCUCGCCGCUCCUCCGCUACUCGGCGACCUCCGUCCCAAUCGGCCGCGACGGGAGCCAACGGACUUCGCACGCCGCACCGCGCGGAGUCCAGCACGGCGAGCACCCGCGCCCGCUCAUCGAUAACAGGGCGCAACAGUGUAGUGUUCAAGCCAGUCCCGGCACGGCUCAGUGUCGGCUCCAGUGCGCGACGACAGCCUUCGGAGAGGAGCGGCGGCACCCCGCGCGCUGCGGAUGGCGCCGCGGGCAGCACACGAGGCGUAGCCGGAAGCCUCCGGGGCUCUACGCCAAAGCGCAGUGCCGCAGAAAACGGUGGUGACCGCGUUGCUGCGCCGUCGGCAGUCGCAAACGGUACGUCGCAACACACAGCGAGCAGGUCCACAAAGCCUGCCACAAAACCGAUUAUUGCGCUGAGCAAAACGACCCCUGCUGCUCCACGUCAAAGCAAGAGUCCAAUCUCGGAACUUGCAGCUGCUCCUGCAUCUGCCCCCGCUCCUGUUCCUCCACUGUCCACCAACAACACCGCAGUAGGACCGCCGUCAAGCGAACACGCUGCGAACGUAGACGUUCUUCAGCUUCAGGUUGACCGACAGUUUUACUACGACAAGCUGCGCUCCAUCGAGGAACUGGUGGAGUGCAUGGAGGCAAAAAAGAAGCAAGAACGCCAGAGCAACGCAAAGGCGUGGGACAGCAAAGACGACGAGAUGAUGGACUUCACGAACUCCGUGCGUAGCGUGCUCUACGCCGAAAGCUGA